Molecule: messenger RNA, 1391 nt
Organism: Aureobasidium pullulans EXF-150
Lineage: Eukaryota; Fungi; Ascomycota; Dothideomycetes; Dothideales; Saccotheciaceae
Exons: 3
Coding region: 155-1222 (355 amino acids)
Source: RefSeq, a predicted model, not a curated record
GCAUCGACUUUAUAACGACCUCGUUGUCCCUCCCCGUUGUCUUACUUCAACCUCCAUCCCCAUCGCCUCAGACAUCCUCCACCACCACAUUCCUUCCAAAGCUUCAAGCUUGACUUCAGUUCCAACUUUUACAUUCCUUCUCUAAGUCAUCAAAAUGCCUGCACACAAGAGAGGUCCUUGGUCCCAACAGGAGGACCACAUCCUCAUGAGCCUUGUCCACUCUCAGGGCGCCCACAACUGGGUCCGCAUCUCAAGUAUGAUGGGCACUCGCUCUCCUAAGCAGUGCCGUGAGAGAUAUCACCAGAACCUGAAGCCCAACCUCAACCAUGACCCCAUCACUCCCGAGGAGGGUGAGUUGAUUGAGCAGAUGGUCGCUGAGAUGGGCAAGCGCUGGGCUGAGAUCGCUCGCCGCCUGCGCGGCCGCAGCGACAACGCUGUCAAGAACUGGUGGAAUGGCGGCAUGAACCGUCGCAGACGCAACGCCCAACGCCGCGCCGAGAUGGAAGCCCGCCAACACCAGCAGCACUCUCAGCAACAGAUGAUCGGUCAGCCCGGCCAGAUGGUCCAGCAGCAGCAGCAGCUCCCUGAGCAGGCCAUGUACUUCAACUCUGCCAUGCAAAGACCCCAGUACUUCGACCAGAACCAGCUGCCUGCCAUCUACCAACAGCAGGCGCACAUUCAGCACGCCCACUAUCCUCAGACCCUGGGUGUUCCUCAGUUCGGUCGCACUCUUCACGGCGCACCUUCCCUCGUUUCAGAUGCUUCUUCCUACUCCCAACGCUCUCCUCACGGCCCCUCGCCUGUUGAGCUUCCUCCUCUCAGCCAGCAAGACCAGCGCUACGUCGACCGCCGCCCUUCCAGCUCCUACAUGCAACAGCAACAGCGUCUUGUCAUCCCUGGCCAAGAGGGCUACCAGAUCCCUAUGCAAAUGUCUCGCUCAGAGGAUGGCACCAAGCGUCCCCAGAUGCUCCAGGAGGCCUUCAACCCUCAAGCUGCCAUGAUGUACCGCCACGCUCAGGAAUACCCUCAGAUGCAAUACCCUCAAGCACCUCUUCCCCACGUCUACCAACAGAUGGCUCCUCAGCACCACUUCUCACAUAUGCCCAUGGCUGCAUCCGCUGCCCAACAUCACUCCAUCGACCCCGAGCUCGCUCAGGACGGUGCUGAGGGCAAGGAGAGCCCCAAGGAAAAGAUGAGACUGUCUGCUAUUGUUGCCAACUAGACCUUUUAUCAACGACAGAGGAUUGCAUGUACAUAACGAGGGAUGAGGCGUCUUUGGCUUUCUGUUUCUCACAUUUCAUGGCGUUUAGAAUCUAUGCAUGGUACUGGCUCGGGAUGGAGAAUUGUGUAUACCCAACUUGUUUUGCUUUAGAAUCACUUUCGAGUCUAAU